UACUCCUUUCUCAGGCGCUCCUCCCAGCAGUCUCUUUCAUUUCAACUUCUCUCUCUCUCUCUCUCUCUCUCUCUCUCUCCCCCAUGGCAGCAGCAGCAGCAGCAACAACAUCAAAUUCUGCAGAUUCAUUUCCCAAUCUAAAAAUCGUAGUAGAAAGCAAUCCCUCUGAGUCGCGCUUAUCUGAGUUGGGCAUUAACUCAUGGCCCAAAUGGGGGUGUCCACCGGGGAAGUACACACUCAAGUUUGACGCAGCAGAGACAUGUUAUCUGGUAAAAGGCAAAGUGAAGGUAUAUCCUAAGAAAGCAGCAGCCUCCUCCUCAUCAUCUUCAUCUCAUCAUCAUCAUCAUCAUCAGGAUGUUGUUGAGUUUGGUGCAGGGGACCUUGUCACCAUCCCCAAAGGCCUUAGUUGCACUUGGGACGUCUCCGUUGCCGUUGAUAAGCACUACAAAUUCGACUCUUCAUGAUCAACGGCCAUGAUCUUACUAAUAAGCUAAGCUAGUGAUCAUUUGAGCAGAGCAGCCCCAUGAAUUCUUUUUAGCUUCUGGUUUAUAUAUAUAUAUAUAUAUAUAUAUAUGUAGAUGUAGUA
Messenger RNA from Prunus mume (Japanese apricot), 586 nucleotides. RefSeq lists its product as uncharacterized. The record is from RefSeq and is a predicted model, not a curated record. Lineage: Eukaryota; Viridiplantae; Streptophyta; Magnoliopsida; Rosales; Rosaceae.